Fusarium vanettenii 77-13-4 is the source of this 1686-nucleotide messenger RNA. RefSeq lists its product as uncharacterized. The record is from RefSeq and is a predicted model, not a curated record. Lineage: Eukaryota; Fungi; Ascomycota; Sordariomycetes; Hypocreales; Nectriaceae. The coding region runs from base 1 to 1686 and encodes 561 amino acids. Gene Ontology annotation, cellular component: nucleus. The transcript is spliced from 2 exons.
AUGUCUUCGAAAACUGCGGUCUUUGAGGGAGGGACUACCUCCAAGGAGGCAGAUCAGGGAGACUACGGUGACGCUGUCGAAGACGAGUGGCUCAUUGUCUACAUCUUGAGAGAACUCACCAAAUCUCAUCCGAAACUCUGGAUUAGAGUAUUUGACACAGACGGCGAGUUCCUCCUCGUCGAAGCAGCCAAUGUGCUGCCCAGGUGGCUCAACCCAGAAAUCGACAACAAUCGAACAUGGAUUCACGACGGAAAGUUGUUGAUCAUCCCAGUCAAGGAUGAAGCAAACCUCAAGCCCCGAAACCUCACGCUGUCUGACGCGGUUGAGGCUCUCAAGACGAAACCAGAUGCUCUCGUUCACUCGGCAUUCGUCGAGGCUGAGGCUUUCUACAGGCUGGAGAAGUACCCAGCACAUAUCACAGAAUCGAUUCAUCACUCCCUCGUCACAAUACCCAGGAAGCUGGCAUACGUUCUACACUCACUUCCAAAAUCCGUGGCCCCUGCCGUGGAGGCCUUUUACCUCCGAGAUCCCAUCGCACUCAAGCGUAUCAUCUCACCUACUGAACCACCAGUGUUCCCGCUUCAGGAUAUCAUAACAGUCUCGGUGCGAUUUAGUAAAGUGCUCUUCGCGCAACUGCGUUCCCAGCGCUUUGAUGCGCCACCGACAUGGCAAGAUAUCAUUCAAAAAGCCCAGAAGGAGGCCCCUUCAGGAGAGGCGGAUAAAAUCACAGCCAGACUCGAUAUCGGAAUGAAGCUCACAUGUGGAUUCGAAAUGCUGGCUGCCAAAGCGGAAAAGAGCAAGAGUAGGGUCGUGAGAGAACUGGCAAUCGUUCUUGAAGACCUCGAAGAGGACGGUGACGAUGUUCUUCCUACGGAUCAGGAUAUCAAGUCCUGGGGAGACGCCACUCGUGAUGACAGCGAAGCCUGGAUGGACAUCAACUACGAAGAUUUUGAAAAGGAACUUGAUGGAAAGCGAGGAGCACCCAAAGAGGGCGAAAAAUCGGGCUUUGGUGACGCGAACACACAGUCUGACCUACGCAAGAUCGUCUCUCGCUUCGAAGCAUUCCUCAAUGAUGACUCGGCGGGGGUGGAAGGAGCGGAACUCGACGAGAUGGACUUUGACGACGAUGAAGACGAUGAAUUUUCGGAUGAAGACAGUGAUGCAGAGGAUAAAGAGGUCAGCUUCGAUGAGGAGGAAUUUGCCCGGAUGAUGAGGGAAAUGAUGGGGUUGCCAUCUUCAACCCCAACCCCAGGCAAGAAGGAAUCUCCCAAGCCCGCACCCAAGAGCUCUGGCGACGACGAAGUAGAAGACGAAGAGAUUCGAAAACUCACCACUGAGUUUGAAGCCGAGCUCAACUCACACGGCGCCCUGAAACUCGACCCAGCCAAGGAGAAGCGCCCUCGGCUGAAGGACAAGAGCCCAAAGGCUGGUGAAAGCAGUCAAUCGACCCCCUUGCCAGACGUGGCUGAGGAGGACGAGGAUAGCGAGCAAGACGUCGACAUCGAUUACAACCUGGCAAAGAACCUACUCGAGAGCUUCAAGAGCCAGGCAGGCAUGGCUGGUCCGACGGGCAAUCUCCUGGGCAUGAUGGGAUUCCAGCUUCCACGAGAUGAAGAUGAUGAGAAUGGUCAAGAUGUGGAUAAAGAUGCUGGUAGCCGAACCGUAAAAGGAAAGGGAAAGGCGUGA